CGAUAAACGUUAUUUGAUGCGCGCGUUCCCCGACUACAAGCUAACUUAAGUUGUGAAUCAAGUGUGGACUGUUUUAUGAGUGUGUGUGCGAAGAAGAGCAGCAGUGUCGCGAUGCCAGCGUGCACAUCGGAGAGCCUCACCGGCAUGUGGCCCAGUAAUGAAAGCCUCAACGCCUCGGGUAGUGUCAGCUCUGGGUUUCAUAGCCCUGGGUCACCGGUUUCACUCUCGCCGAUUUCUACAUCACCGGAGAACACCCUCAAACGCCGCGUGCCCAUCCGGCGUGCCAACUCGACCAACUCAUGCGGAUCCACUGGUUCGGGAUCGUUUGUGAUCCGAUCUGAUCAUAGGGAUUCGCGAUCACAGAGCCCGCUCAAUUUUCCGCCUGAGGAGCCGCCGAGAUCGCCCUUGGUUGAUUUGAUUGGAUGGUACCCGCUGUUUCUGCUCAAGGUGGCCAAGGCGCUGAUGAUGUCGAUGCUGCCUGCCACCUGGAAACAGUUGGUGUUUGCCAUCCCGAUGUUUUGGAUAUCGAUGUGGGUGUGGUGCUUCUGGCAGCUUGUACAGCUCCCUUUGAAUGUCUUCAAGUUGGCACUGAGUCUGGUACUCACUUCACCGUCGGAGCGUAUUAGAAAGAAACGCACCGUGCUUAUCUCCGGCGGUAGUACCAUUCAGGCACUGCAUUUGGCGAGAAAUUUUUACUCGGCUGGUGCACGAGUUGUCGUCUGCGAAGUUGAGGGUAAUUUUGCGCUCGCGAGGUUUUCCACUGCUGUGAGCAAAUUCUACACCGUACCACGACCGAACAGCGAAAAGCAACAGAAUUACGUGCGGGCCCUUUGCGAGAUUGUCAACAAAGAGAAUGCGGUGUAUUAUAUUCCUGUAAGUGCCGCGACGCCCGCCUACUUUGACGCAGUGGCGAAACCGCACCUCGAGCUUCUUGGAUGUACCUGCUUUGCGCCUGGGAUCAAAGAGGUGCGUGCACUCGAUGAUAUUCUCGAGGUGUUCAAGCGCUGUCAGAAGAGUAACAUGCCAGUGCCGCCAUUCUACACGCUGACUAGCCGAGAUGAACUGGGAGGAUUGUAUGAUGCAGGUGUGGUACGUCCGGAACAGCGGUUCGUCAUGUCAAUGGCGGGUGCGUGCGGAAUUCGCGACAGAGCUAAAUUGGUCCUGCCUCCCUGCAAACGUCAACUUCGUCUGCCUCCCAGCAUGGACAUCAGCGAACAACGCCCGUGGGUCGUGGUACAGGAUGUUGAGGGUGAGCAUUUUGUCACGUGCACCACGGUUAAGGAAUCCAAGAUCAUCGCCAAUGUCUCCUGCCGGUUGGAUCGCCACAAUAAUGGUCUUCUACCGGUUGAAUCAAAGGAGAUCGAUGCAUGGUUGCUACAAUUCUUCGGGCAACUGCACCUCUUGCGUCCGAUUACCGGACAUGUUAGUUUCCGGUUGGUCAAGUGCGCACACACUGGUCAUGUGUUGCCGUUGAGCGCACGUGUUGGGGUCAGUCUUCCUUACAUUUGCUACACCAGCGUGCACCCGCGUCUCCUGUGGAAGCCCUGCAAGCACUUCAGUCGCCAGAACUCGGGUCCUUUGGUUGCUGAAAAUGGCCGCUACUACAUGCCCGAGACGGUCAUCGAUGCUCUUAAGCAUCCCAGCGUUGAGGCGGUCACGCGGCUGGUCGGCACCGUGCUGGAUAAGCGCGAGGCCCUUUUUGCUGUUUGGGAUCCGUUGCCCUACUGCGCCUACUACCACAUGCAGCUGCCCUUUCGCAACUUCCUCGGCUUCCUGCAACGGACGCAGGGCGGCACCCACUUUCCUCCGCCCAUGACCGCCAACUGACCCCGAAUCGUCAUCUCAUUAGGAGAGAGAACAUAGCCUGUGCAUGCGGCCCGCCAUCUUGGUGGCUGGCAGCGAUUUAAAACCCUGUAGCUCUCUUGCUUGUGCAUGCGAGUGCACAAGUUGUUUGUUGAAAUGAUUUUCAUUUUGUAUAUGUCAUGUGUACGGAUUAUCGUCCGCUUAUCGGCGGCGCGCAGUGGCAGCGCGCUCGUGUAGUCGUCGCCGCCGCCAUCUUAUCGCUCUAGUCGCUCUCACAAGCGACUUAUUUAUUACUCUCGUCUUUUUUCUACUCCUCUAUUAAUAAUAUUGUAUAUUAUUAUUUUCUACUCAUUAUAAAUAACGAUGAUUACGAUGUGUUUGUUGCGAGCGCAGAUCGCAGACGAGAAAAAUGCUCGUGUGUCUGACCUCUGCCUCUGCUGCAACGAGCGAAUGCAAAACAAAGCCAAACUGAAAGCACGUUCCUAGAUUCUAGUUGUAACAAAUUGUUAAUAAAUUAUUCGAAUAAAGAGUCUAAACAAUG
Molecule: messenger RNA, 2344 nt
Organism: Dalotia coriaria
Lineage: Eukaryota; Metazoa; Arthropoda; Insecta; Coleoptera; Staphylinidae
Exons: 1
Coding region: 76-1827 (583 amino acids)
Source: RefSeq, a predicted model, not a curated record